AUGAAGAUACAUAGAGUCCUUUAUUCAAUUUUAACACGGGCUCUGGUGUGGCUCCCUUUUCGGUCCAACCAAGUAAGCAGAGAAACCGUCGCGUCCGUAGUGACUUUCUGCUCAGAUACCAACGCUGAUUGGGACGAGGGCGCUCUGUCUCGAUGUAAUCAUCAAAACAUCUGUGUAGUGAAUGGCGACUUCCCCGGUCCAACGGAGGAUCUUGUAUCCAUUUUGCGGUUGCCUUUGGUCCGGCGAGACGAACUUUGCAACGUCGAAACUGAAUCCACAUUUUCCCAGGCACUCUCAAUUGUCUCGUACCAAAAUACUGCUUUCGGAAUCAACGACUACGCCAUUGCUAUCCAAUCUCUUCAACACGAAUUCGAAUGUACGAGGAGUAAGAAAUCGAGGAAUAAUGUGAAGACCAAAACAAAACCUUUCUACGUGGAUUUUUGUCCACCUUUGUCCAGCUCCUUGCGAAGGCGGAUUAGCGGUGAAGUGGGUUCAGACUUGCUUCAGAAAGCGAUCUCUCCACGAAAGGGAUUUCCAAACGGUGCCAUAAUUUAUGAUUUGACAGCUGGUUUUGGUCAAGACGCAUUACUUAUGGCUACUGCUGGAGCAAGACGAGUUUACAUGGUUGAGCGUGAUCCGAUUGUUGCUGUUAUGUUGCAAGACGCUCUAAGACGCCUUUCCAACUUAGCCGAUGCGGGAGACAACUUUGCGAUGGAUUUGUCUCCCCGUCUUUCAUUUCAAGCAGGCGAUGGACGAGAGGUAGUUCGAAAGCUGCUUGCAGAAAAAGACGCUAGUGUACUACCUGAUAUUGUUUACCUCGAUCCGAUGUUUCCGGCCAGAAAGAAGCAAGCUUCUGUCAAGAAGAACAUGCAAAUCUUGCAUAGCCUUUUAGAAACACAGACUGGAGAUAGUAUUCUGCGGCAGCGCGACGAACUGGAACUUCUGCAUACUGCUUUGGAAGCUGCCGGAACAAAGGUCGUUGUCAAGCGCCCUGUUCAUGCCUCUCCAUUGGGAGGCGCAUCAGUCGAGCAGAAGCCUUCUUACGACAUAAGGGCUCCAGUAAAUAGAUGGGAUGUGUACUUAAAAUAA
Molecule: messenger RNA, 1089 nt
Organism: Phaeodactylum tricornutum CCAP 1055/1
Lineage: Eukaryota; Bacillariophyta; Bacillariophyceae; Surirellales; Neidiaceae
Exons: 1
Coding region: 1-1089 (362 amino acids)
Biological process (GO): rRNA methylation
Molecular function (GO): rRNA (guanine-N2-)-methyltransferase activity
Source: RefSeq, a predicted model, not a curated record